UCUAAGUUAUAAAGGGAAAGCUUCAGAGGAGGCGAAAUAUUGGCUUUGAACAACCCGGAGUGUCGCCAAACAACAUGAAGUUCUGUGCAAAGCCAGCCUUAUUCCCGCAGCUGGCGUCUGUUUUAUUUCUCUGUGUAGCUGCAGACCUACAUGCAACUGAAGUCCACACAAAGCUUGGCAGUCUGAGAGGGACGUAUGUGAGUGUAAAGGGGAAGGAGGCUGGGGUCCAUGCCUACCUGGGUGUCCCAUUUGCCAAGCCUCCUGUAGGGCCUGCUCUGAGAUUUGCUGCACCUCAACCUGUAGAGGGAUGGGAAGGAGUGAAAGACGCCACUCAGCAGCCACCCAUGUGCGUGCAAGAUAGAGAGCAAUUUUUGGAUCUGAUUGAUACCCUCGGUAUGACGUUGGCACAUAUUCCAGACAUUUCAGAAGACUGUCUUUAUCUCAACAUUUACACUCCUACAAGCAGAGCUCAUGAUGCCAAGCUCCCAGUCAUGGUGUGGAUCCACGGUGGAGGGUUUACUAUGGGAUCAGCUUCAAUGUAUGAUGGCUCCGCCCUGGCUGCUUACCAGGAGGUGGUUGUUGUUUUAAUACAGUACCGGCUGGGGCUGCUGGGCUUUCUCAGUACUGGAGAUGAGCACAUGUCAGGCAACUUUGGAAUGCUGGACCAGGUAGAAGCUCUGAGGUGGAUCCAGCAGCACAUUCAUAACUUUGGGGGAGACCCAGAUUUAGUUACCAUAUUUGGGGAGUCUGCUGGUGGAGUGAGUGUGUCUCUCCUGCUUCUGUCACCGUUGUCUGAUGGACUCUUUCAUCAUGCCAUUGCUGAGAGUGGCACUGCUGCAAUGGAUAUACUAUUUUCAAAGGAGCUUCUACCACUGAUGCAGGUGGUAGCAAAUGCAUCUGGCUGUGGCCUUGAAAGCACAGAGAUGUUCACUAAUUGCAUGAGAAACCUGGAUAGUGGAAGUAUUGUGACUAUUGGAAAGGAUGACAAAUCAAUGUUUCCAUUAGUCAUUGAUGGACACUUCCUGACAAAACCUGUGGACGAGCUGUUUCAUAAACAUGAACUUCUCACUUUGCCAUUUAUGACUGGUGUUAAUAAUGAUGAAGGGGGCUGGAUACUUACUGCGUUUUUUGCUCCUCAAAACUGGACAGAAGGAUUGACUCGGGAGGAGGUUUUACACAUGCUGUCAGCCUGGAUGUCUGAUCCCAAAUACACAAUCUUCAGAGAAUUGUUGAUUGAGGAAUAUCUUGGAAUCGGUGAUGAUCGUGUAAAAAACAGAGAAGGAAUCACUGAGCUGCUUGGAGAUGUGUUAUUUAACAUUCCAGCCAUUAAGACUGCUAAUUCCCACAGAGAUGCCGGGGCACCUGUAUACCUGUAUGAGUACCAGCAUCCUCCCAAAUUCCUUCAGGUAAAAAGGCCAAGCUUUGUUGGGACUGACCAUGGAGAUGAAAUCUUUACAGUUUUAGGAUUUUGCUUCACAACUACCCAUGUCAAAUUAGCUGAUUCAUGCCCUGAAGAUGAGGAACAGCUGAGCAAAAUGAUGAUGAGCUACUGGGGAAACUUUGCUCGCACAGGGUCUCCUAACGGCGACGGCCUUGUCCACUGGCCAAAGUAUGGAGCAGAAGAGGAAUACCUGGCAAUUGGUUUAAAGAAGCAGGUAACUGGUCAGCAUCUGAAGAAGGACCGGUUUGUCUUCCUGACUCAGACCCUCCCAGAGAAAGUCCAGCAACUUACAGAGAAGAUGGAGCACAGUGAGCUGUAGAACAGUCGCCUCUCCUUCCUCCAUUCUUUACAUGUUUUAUCUUUUAUUGAGUUCAUCAUUAACUAUAAACAAAUCAGACAAACUCCAGUAGAUUUACUGUGAAAUGUUUAUAAUCCUAAUGAGAUAAUCUUUUUUUAAUAUGUUGAAGUAAUGUAGUGGUUUUGGACCAUAUAAAGUACCAUACAUUGUGGGAAAUUUGAAGAGAAGAUCAUAUUAAAACAUAUCCUCACAACUGAACUUAAAAAAGGAGUGUGUAACAGCAGUAGUGAGUUAAAAUUUAGAGUGGUUUGAACAUUGUUUAGAGCCAUUGUAAAUACUGAACUUCAAUUUGAAUCUAAUGCACCAUGCUUCAGGGAAUGCCUCUCUAAAAUAUAAAAGUCCAGCACAUUAAAUCAUGGAACACUCCUUGCUGUAUUCACCCACAUGUUUAAUAUCUCCUUAAUGACAUUGAUUCCAUUAUA
This is a messenger RNA of Monopterus albus (swamp eel), 2221 nucleotides long. Its product is annotated as liver carboxylesterase 2-like. The transcript has 13 exons. The coding region runs from base 75 to 1760 and encodes 561 amino acids. Lineage: Eukaryota; Metazoa; Chordata; Actinopteri; Synbranchiformes; Synbranchidae. The record is from RefSeq and is a predicted model, not a curated record.